Molecule: messenger RNA, 1279 nt
Organism: Sebastes umbrosus (honeycomb rockfish)
Lineage: Eukaryota; Metazoa; Chordata; Actinopteri; Perciformes; Sebastidae
Product: free fatty acid receptor 4-like
Exons: 3
Coding region: 33-1091 (352 amino acids)
Biological process (GO): G protein-coupled receptor signaling pathway
Cellular component (GO): membrane
Molecular function (GO): peptide binding; G protein-coupled receptor activity
Source: RefSeq, a predicted model, not a curated record
CAUACAGGAUCUAGAUCCCCUUUUCAGCUUAAAUGGAUAUUAACCCUCACACUCACUUUCUCCACUUACAUAACUUCACUUAUUUUUCCUUCUUCUCUGAGGCGCACCACUCAGAUCAUGUUGCCACCACCAUUGUUGAGACCCUGGCAAUCACCGCUGUCUUCCUGAUCUCCGUGGCAGCAAACGUGGGAGCUGCAGCCCUGGUAACCUGGGAACGCAGGCUGCUAGCCAACAAGACCGUGCUGACCCUCAAUUUGUUUGUGGCCGACCUGCUGUUUGUCAGCAUGAUCCCGCUGAUUGUGGCAGUGCGAUGGACUGUGACCUGGACGCUGGGGUAUACGGCCUGCCACAUUGUGCUGUAUGUCAUCUGCGUGAGCGGGUGUGUCACCAUCACUACGCUGGCCUCCAUCAGUGUGGAGAGGGUCCAGGCCAUUCUUCGGCUGCAGGCUGUGCCCACUUUAAAUCCCAGGAUGGUGACUGCCGCCCUCUUCUUCAUCUGGGCCUUUUCUGCACUCGCCUCCAUACCUCUCAGUGUGUUCUUCACUGUGAUGGAAGUGGAUUUACCUGAGCAGGAACGUUUACACAUUUGUACUCUCAAGUGGCCUGACAAAACUGCAGAGAUUGUGUGGGACGUAUCCUUCACUGCCCUGUGCUUCCUUCUACCAGGAUUCAUAAUUAUCGCCAGUUACAGCAAAAUAUUACAGAUUGCUAAAAGAUCUAGGCUAAGGCUCCAAUUCAGAGAUAGCCAGUCCCCAGCUGGAGACCCUCUUGAGUAUCACGUCUCCCGCCAGGAUAUGAAGCUCUUCCGAACCCUACUGGUCAUCGUGCUCUCUUUCUUAAUCAUGUGGAGCCCCAUUUUCAUCAUCACCUUCCUCAUCCUGGCCAGGAACUUCCUGGGUCACCUAGAUGUCUCCUCUACCAUGUUCUUCUGGGUGAUGACGUUCACAAUGGCCAACUCGGCCCUCAAUCCCAUCCUCUACUCGGUCUGCCAGUUCAAGAGCGGCUGGCGCAGGUUCUGCUGUGGCUCUGUUGUAGCACCACUGAGAAAAGGACCUUGUGGCAGUAGUCGAACGCAAGGUAUACAUCCAUGAUGAUGAUCAUGACUGUUUCGUCAAAUAGAGGAUUCAAACUUACAUAAAGUGCCUUGUCCACACCUCUGGUGACAUUUGAUAUACCUCUCAUGUAGGAUACAGUGCUUGCUCAUAAGUGCGUUUUUGUUAUUUUUUCAUACGAAUAUAAGACUGAAACACAUCUGAAAGAGCAAACACUGUAAAGAUAA